Molecule: messenger RNA, 5845 nt
Organism: Porites lobata
Lineage: Eukaryota; Metazoa; Cnidaria; Anthozoa; Scleractinia; Poritidae
Source: the annotation of a GenBank genome assembly
AUUACACGUGUGAACCAACAUGGCUGCCGUACAGAAAGCCAUUUGCCUUGUUACUGGAGGCGCCUCUGGAUUGGGACGGGCAACUGUUCAAAGACUGGCACGACAUGGUGCAAGAGUCGUUAUAGCUGAUCUUCCUUCUAGCGAUGGAGAAAAUGUAGCUAAGGAACUUGGGGAGAAUUGUUGCUUCGCGCCAGCUGAUGUGAGUAGCUUUAAGCCGGCAUAAAAAUAAUGUUUCCUAAAGACUAACCGUAUCUUUUAAUAUGUACAUUAAGGGACGUUCCUAGGCUUCUAGAUCCUAGAAGCUUGUAUAUACAAGCUAAAAUAGCCUUGAACUGUAAAGAUACUGUCAAAGAUACUGGAAUCGGGAGGUCAAAAUUUAGGGCAUAAGAGGGGGUGGGGUUAGGGGAGUGUCUUUCGGCCAUGGCCGUGUCUUUCACGUUUCUCGAAAUUCUAUUUUUGGUUUAGAUGGGCAAUAUAUUCUUACCUUACAUAUUCCUUGGAAGGCAAUCAACAGACUAUUACUGCUAUUAAAGUUGCUUACACACAUGUACAUGUGCAUGAAUUCUUUCCUUGUGCAAGAACCUUGUAAUUUUUUCUCUCCCCCCUUUGCACGAACAACCUUGCAGCUCUGGGAAUUAAGACCUCACAGGAUUGAUUGGGAAGUUUAGGUGAUGUUACACGAGACGAUUCACAACGACGAUUUUUAGCGCAACACAGCAUUGCAAUGUUGCAACAAUGUUGCAACCAUUUGAAACAAUGUCGCAACAAUGUUGCAACAUUGUGUUGCGCUAAAAAUUGUCGUUGUGAAUCAUCCUGUGUAACAUCACCUUUAGUGAACAAGUUAACAAUGGAGGAGACUAUGAUGGAGUCUAGCCCAAAAACUAAAGAGCCGCAAGCUAUAGGGCCAGAGUCUGAUUAAAUUAGAGGUUCUGAAUAGCGGUGAGGCUGCUUUGCAUAGUGUAGACAUGAAUGUAUGAAGGAAACAUGUCCUCUUUUUGCCUCUCCUUAAUCUCCAACUUACCUAAAGAAACCUCUUUGGAGAAGAGAGGUAAUUUAUUUGGCUUUUGCCGACCCUUCUUUAUUUUCACCCCAUCUUUACCUCUCUAGAAUAAUAUAAGAGAGGGUAAUAAUUUGCCACACCAUGCAUGAUAACAUUUCUUUUGCCUGAAAGACUCAGAUAGUUGUUCUUAGUUAAUUCCUAAGCCUCCCAACAAUUUUCCUACCCAAUGUUUUCCCCCCCUUUUUUUCUAGGUUACCUCAGAAGCUGAUGUUAGCCAAGCCAUCAAGCUUGCUAAUGAGAAGUUUGGACCCUUGACUGUCACAGUCAAUUGCGCUGGAAUAGGCAUUGCAAUGCGAACUCUCUCGAAAAAGGGAGUGCACCCUCUUAAUCAAUUUGAAAAAGUUUUAAAGGUAACUUUCUCUUUCAGCUCAUAUCCCCCAUUUUUGUUGCAAAAAGACACAGGCUAAUGUAAAUGGUUUAUUAAAGCUUUAUUUUGUCACGUCAAGACGUAACACAUAUAUGUCGCUACAUACAAAGCUUUUCAAGUGGUAUAAAAUAUUUGUGUGUCUUUGUCUCUGAGAAGUAUGACUCAAUUCUACAUGCUAGUGGAAGAGGGAUAGAUGUUAGUAAAUGCACUUUAAAAAUGUAGAUCAAAAUUUAAACAAACACACUGUUUCGUAGAACAGGAUUGAAGAACACCUUUAACUUUCAAGGAUCCAUGACCCUGUCCACCUUGGAGGAAGAUAUACCCCGGUCCAUUCCCUUGCUGUUCUUGGAUGGCAUGCAAUAGUCAUCAAAGCCCCCUAUACUUGCAGCCCUUUCACUCGUCGAGUAAUGGAAAAUUCCUCGCAAACGCCCACUAUGUCUAUGACCAAGGGGGUGCAGAGGUUUACAUUGACUAGUGCAUAAUCAACAAACAACUGUGCAUGCAGUUGUAAUGAAGUGAUUUUGAUUUUAUGUUUUACACGCCAUAGGUAAAUACCAUUGGAACAUUUAAUGUAAUUCGACUUGUUGCAGAGCAAAUGGCAACAAAUGAACCAAAUGAGGGAGGAGAGAGAGGGGUGAUUGUCAACACGGCAAGUGUAGCUGCAUAUGAGGGUCAAAUUGGCCAAGCAGCAUAUUCUGCCUCAAAAGGUGCCAUUGUUGGAAUGACUCUACCAAUAGCACGAGACCUGGCUCAAAAUGGAAUCCGAGUCAACACAAUUGCUCCUGGUAGGUUACAGUUUCAACUAGAUCUAUACUUCUUAUGCUGGAAAGUGUCAGAAAAAAUAUUACUACUUAAAGACCUCAGAAUCUUGUUAUGCUAAAGAACCCAGUCAGCUGGGAGUGAUGCACAUGCACAUUAGAUCUACCAUUUCCUAGCUGAUUUGCAUAUCACAAGAUAUGUGUCAGCAUCAUACUGUUUUUAACCAAAUAUGAUGAAAUGAUAUAAUAUUAUAGCAUGAGUAGAAGAAUACUCAGACAGAAACACUGUUUCAGUAAAAAUCAAAGAUCGAAUGAAACAAUAGGCAAAAUUGAAGCAGAUUUCUAGAUGUAUUUGAUGUGUACCUUUGAUUUUCAUUUUUUACUACAUGUGGUGUCCAUGUCCAUGUGGUUCAAAGCUGACUGAGUCCUUUUAAGCACAUGGUACCUUUAAUAAAGGUUUGUUUAAAAAGUGAAUUGGAGGCAAGAACACACCUUUUUUUCAAUCAGGUGUACAGUAAAAGGCAAGUGACGUUAUUCAAGAAUAAAAAAGAUUGUGUAUAUCAUUUUGUGUACACGUACCAUAUGUGUGAACAUCUGCAUGUGCAUGUAAUGUUUUGAACAAUACAUUCAUCAACGAAAAAUUUUUUUCAAUUCAAAUUUGUUGGUCAGUAAAUGGUCAGUCUGUUUGUAUGUAGUAAAAUCAGUGGCUUGCUGUUUUUUUUCUGGGUAGUCACAAGUUUAGCCCUCGAUCAGGCCUAGCUCAUACAAUACAUGUAAUUACCAGAGGGUAUUUUAUAAACCUGUUAAGUGGAGUGCCUUUUAAACUGCUACUAGCUAGACUAGAUCAUACUCUGUAACUGAAAACAAAGUACAUUAAAGGGAACCUCCACUUCAACAAAAAGACAACUUUAAAUCACAGAAAAUAACUGUUACAGUCAAGUCAAUCUAAAAUAUUUUUAAAGAAAGCGUUUGUAUCCGAAAGAAAUAACUUUUAGAUUCGCCUAUUUUUGUUUUCAAAUUUUGCGGGCGUCGCCAUCUUGAAUAAUUGUGACGUGUAAUGGUUGCCCUAUUGUUAUUAAACAAAAGCUCUUUGUGUCAGAACAAUAGAGCAACCGUAACACGUCACAGUUAUUCAAGAUGGCGGCACCCGCGAAAUUUGAAAGUGAAAAUAAGCGAUUUUAAAAUUCACUUUUCCUGAUAUAAACACUUUUUUUAAGACAAAUUUCGAACAAAUUUGUUUAUCAGCAUAAUUUUAUUCGAUUUAAACUUAUUCUGUAGUAAGAGUGGAGGUUCCCUUUAACCCCAGUGUCACCCCUUGACUACAGUCAUAAACCAGUAACAGUCUUGGCCCCAUCCCUUUGUUCCCUUUGAGAGGCUCAGCUCUAAAACAUAGGAUUGGUUUAAUUUUCAGGUCUGUUUCUUACUCCAUUGUUGAUGGGUUUACCUGAGAAAGUUCGAGACCAGUUAGGAAAGCAGGUUCCAUUUCCAAGUCGUUUGGGAGAUCCUUCUGAGUAUGGGCAGUUGGUGCAGAGUAUUAUUGAAAACCCAAUGAUAAAUGGCGAAGUUAUACGGCUUGAUGGAGCGCUGCGUAUGCAGCCUUGAGAUGAUCAUCUUUCAACUAGUCUACUUAGGAUAAAGGUGCUCUCCAUAAGAGUGUGAUGAAAAGCUGCAGAGCCCUGAAGAAAAGAUUCAUUGUUGUAUUUUAAUUCCAGCGCUGAGUUGGUUGUUCAAAGGAUGAUUAGCUCAAAUCCAACCUAUGAUUAGUACUAACCCUGGUGGGUUAGCAGUAAUCAUGGGUGGGGAUGUACUGCUGCUGGGAGGUCAAACCCUUAGCCUAUACCAGACUUAAUGUGCAGCUCAAUAAUUUUGCUACCCCUUACUUGACCAAAAUGCCAAAAUCCUUCCUUAUCCUAGAGUCACAAUUUUUUAGAAACUGCUGAGUCCGGUGCUUUUGUUGAUAUCAACCUGGGUUAGGGGUAAAUUUAAACUUACCAAUUUCAUUUUUUGGAUGGUCACUUCCCUUUUGCCCUAGUCUACUCCUAGUUUCCUGGAAAGUGGUACCAUAUUUUAGACCCAAUCUCUUUGAUUUCUAUUCUCUAUCCCAGACCACACUGCUUACAAACCAUACCCUUCACAGCAGUAUACCUUCCGCCCCCGCCCCUCCCCGGGUUGCUAAUAGGGACUUUAAGAUGCCGCGGCGGUGACAAGAGCGACAACGACAACAUCAAAAAAGCAAAAUUAUUAGAUUGAAUAGGCAAAACAACACCUCUGCACGUGCAGCACGCUUCUCAGUAUAUUUCUUUUAAUUAUCGUCACUGCACGACUACGACGGGAAAAUGCCUAAUUUCACGUUUUAUGGAGGAUGUAAACAAGCGACGGUUAACAGUUUUCUUUAUCUUUCUGAACUUGAACAUGGCCCUCAGGAAUUCGGCUCAAAAAGAGUUUGCUUGCAUUUGACCAAGUAAAUGCAGAGUUGGAGUAAUAGCGAUAGAAAUUGAAAGAACACAAAUUCACUUUUUAAGCAACGUUUUCGUGGCCGUCACCGUCGUGGUAUCUUAAACUCCCUAAUUAGGCUUUAAACCGCAACUUCACCCUAAUGCAGGGUUCGUACAGAUCUCAGAAAACCUGGAAAGUCAUGGUCGGUUUUGGAAAGUUUUGUUUGAUAAAUUAGUUACUGCAGAUGACAGGGCAAAGACAAUGUAAGAUAGAGAAGAGUAUUAACAGCGCAAACGGCACGUAUUCUGAGUUUGUGUCUGUUGAAUUAUUUAAGGUCAAAAAAUACCCUAAAACAAGGAACGUUUUUAAUAUUUUUUAAACUGACUGCUAAACCUAGGGUCUUGGAAAACCUGAAGAGGUCAUGGAAAAAGCCAUGGAAAGUCAUGGAAUUUGCAGAGCUCAAAAGAGUACAAACCCUAUAAUGUUGCAAUAGCUUUGGUGCGAGAGAACAGAAACCUGCUUCUAACGUGAUCAAACUGUUACAGUUCUCCUUGCAAUUCCUUUGGUACUACUACUUUAUUUUCUUAUAAUCGUCGUUACGCUUGAAUUAGCGCUAGUAUUUUUCAAGAGAAUUUAAAUGCUGUUCUCUCGUAGGGGUUCAAGGAUUAAAUAAUAGGGACUUUUAGCAUCGACGACGGCGACGGCAGCGGAAACGUCACUUUAAAAAUGAAUUGGCGUUCUUUUAAGCUUUGUCGCGUUUACUGCAAUUCGCUGAAAAUGUCUAAUGUUACUGAAUUUGAUUUCUAGGGGAUCGCACUCAAGUUAAGAAAGAGAAAGAAAAUUUCGUCCUCGCUUGUUUACGCCCUUGAUAAAACAUGAAAUUAGGCAUUUUCACGUAGUAGCCGUGCAGUAACAGCAAAUAAAUGUACAAAAAAGCGUGAUGCACGUGCAAACUUGUUGUUUUGCUCAAUUAACCUAUUGCUUUUCUGACGUUCUCCAUGUCGUUGCCGUCGCCGUUGCUAAAACUCCCUAAUAGCUUAUUCCGAUGACGGAUCUAGUUUCUUUAAAAAUGCGAUUUUUUUAAAUGAGCGUCCUCUGAAAAUAAUAUAUUCGCUCUAAUCUAUUCUUAGUCAAUACUUAUACGUGCCAGUUAGUGACUAUAGUGGUAUACGUAUGAUAUUUUUUGAUGUAAGACGAAUAAAUAAUUGUUUUGACUUUCAGUGC